UAUACUACAUGGGGAGAGCUGGUGCUUCUGCCAAUCAAUCUGACAGGAAUCUUCGCUCCAGCUUCUCCCCCUUGCUCAACGGGAUGAUGUACUACGUGAAUUGUUCUUGUGUGCCGUCCGAAGCGGGCGGUCCGAUCUGCCACACCGACACCUGCGAGUUCAGGCAACUGCCAAUAAGUUGUGUUGAUGCCAUCACGACAGCUUCUCCAGAUCCGAGUCGAAACCAACUCAUAACUGUCGUGAGCCACCCUGGCCCGCUGGUCCCGAUGGCUGCUCCAGGCUUGCAGUCGACUGAGGCCGUCCCGACCGGUGCAAGGAUAAUUUUCCAACCGUCUCCGGGGCCGGUCGGUAGCUUGCCUCGUGAACCUGUAGACGGCUCGACAGAUACGAGCAGAGCCGAGGGCGAAUAUCGCGAGCAAGUCGCUUCGCCGGAGGAGAACAGUCCUGGACAUACGAAACUUGUUCUCGAUUGGAGUGAAUCACACGUCAAGGUAUUAUUGGAACUCUACGAAAAGGAAAGACCGAAGUUUCUUACCAAGGGGCUCGUGAGGAAAAGAUUGUGGGGGGAAAUUGCUCAAAAAGUCAAUAGAAUCACGGGACUGCAAUUGCAAGGCUUCCACUGCGAGAACAAGUGGAAAGUCCUGAUGAGAGGAUAUCGUCGAGCGGAGAAGGACUUCGGAGCGGCAGGAGUUGACGAGGAACAAUUCAAAAAAGCACAUCCCUUGUUCGAGCAGAUAAGGACCAUUCUCUCCAAGGAUCCGAUUGAUGAAUAUGCCGUCACAGCGAGAGAUGUUCAAAAAUUGUCAAGGGAAUCUCGAAUGGUGUGGAGACCCCAAGACACGAAGAGUUUGUUGAACCAUUACGGGAACUUCCGCAAGCGGCAGAAAAAUCCGAACUUGACGCUCAUGUCCUGGGAGAGGAUCGCGCGAUUGAUCCGCCAGGAUAUUCCGAGCUUCGCAAUGAGUGGAUCCCAUUGUUAUUCAAGGUUUCGCUUCCUGCGCAUCAAAUAUCAGCGUGCGAUGCUCUUAUGCAAAGACGAGACUUCCCGAUGGCCUCACUGUCCCAUGUUCAAUGAGCUGCACGCUGUACUACGGGAGGACCCCCUGCCCUCUGAGGUUCCGCUCACUCCGAGUCAAAUUGCCAAAAAAAAGAAAGAAAGACGCGCGAACGAGCCCGAUGAUGAAGAAAGGAACGACGGUUUCGGGCUCCCAUCGGUGAUUCAACUCGAACCCACUUCGAGGAAACCUCAAGAAGAGUUUACGGCUUAUCUGGCGAAACUGGUCGAUGGUCUUGCAGUCAGUCUGAAAGAUCGAGCGAUGCAGGACAUCCUGGGCUAUGUCUUCAAUUUCCGAAAGAAGAUUCGACUCGCUAAAUCUGCGAAGAUCCCAGGAGCAGCUGCAAGCUGACAGUUUUCACACCGAGUCCUCCCGCCGAUUUUCGACGCAGUCUGGAAUAGAUCUGUAGAACUGUGGUGUUCGAGCCAUCGAGGUUCUGGUCUGCUGGUGAUUCUGAUGCUGAGAUUGGCGGAGGAAUUCGCCGGAAUACAAAUACGCACAAUAAAGUGGAAUUGCG
This is a messenger RNA of Galendromus occidentalis (western predatory mite), 1572 nucleotides long. RefSeq lists its product as uncharacterized. The record is from RefSeq and is a predicted model, not a curated record. The coding region runs from base 9 to 1406 and encodes 465 amino acids. The transcript is spliced from 9 exons. NCBI's taxonomy places the organism in Eukaryota, Metazoa, Arthropoda, Arachnida, Mesostigmata, Phytoseiidae.